Messenger RNA from Vigna umbellata (rice bean), 678 nucleotides. Lineage: Eukaryota; Viridiplantae; Streptophyta; Magnoliopsida; Fabales; Fabaceae. The record is from RefSeq and is a predicted model, not a curated record.
AUUUCUUGUUGCCUUUUCCAUCAUAUUAGGGAUUGAAACUGCUAAGGGUUUCAGGUGGCUUCUUAGCAAGCUGAGUAUGAGUUGUGGAGCUAGAAGUGAUGGCUCUAAUAUCAGCACCAAAGUAGACAGCAAUAGCCGUCAGCUGACUAUUAUGAUGAUGUUUUUGGUGAUCUUAAUCAUGUUAUGGGGUGUCUGUGGGGUAUUAGUAAAGGCUGAGUUCAGGCAUGGUGGCAAUGCAGCUGAGUUGUGGUUUGCUUGCAUGGUUGGACCAAUAGGUGUGUGGAUUAGAUGGUUCUUAGCAAGGUUAAACGGGCGUGGAUUGGGAAAGGAAGGGUUGUUUAAAUGGAUUCCAUUCGGGACUCUAAUUGCCAAUGUAUCUGCUGCUUUUGUUAUGGCUGCACUUGCUACUGUGAAGAAAGCGGUGCACACCAGGGACUGUGAUACUGUUGUAUCAGGAACUCAAUUUGGUCUGUUGGGGUGUUUGAGUACUGUCUCUACUUUUGCUGCUGAGUUUAAUGCAAUGAGAGAAAGUGACUAUCCUUGGAGAGCUUAUGCAUAUGCCUUAAUUACAAUAUGUAUCUCAUUUGUUAUUGGAAUUUUGGUAUAUUGUAUCCCAGUUUGGACAAAGGGGGUUUGACAUUAAUGCAUAUAGUUUCUGACUUCAUGUAUUCCAAAUCA